This is a messenger RNA of Betta splendens (Siamese fighting fish), 1229 nucleotides long. RefSeq names its product transmembrane protein 72 (gene tmem72). Lineage: Eukaryota; Metazoa; Chordata; Actinopteri; Anabantiformes; Osphronemidae. The record is from RefSeq and is a predicted model, not a curated record. The transcript has 5 exons. The coding region runs from base 171 to 965 and encodes 264 amino acids.
AAAUGCGUCCACAUUAUAGCCAUGGAGUAACCAACAAGCAUCCAUGCAGUUGAGAGGAGCGAUGUGUCUAGAAAGCUGCUGCAGUUACUGUUUGCUCAGCAGCUAUUUAAGAGAGCAAAGUGCUGAAGGUUACAUUUUUAAAUCAGCGGAGAGGGAACGGGUUUGAGGUCAUGGGAAACUCAGAGAGCGUGUGGUGGACUGUGGUGGAGAGCGCCUGCAGGAUCCUGGGAGUGUCUACAGCAAUAGUGCUGUGUGCUGUGGGAGUGGAGACCCUGCAUCAUGGAGAAUUCAGCAGCCUUGCGGUCUACCUGCUCGUGUCAUCUGUUUGCAUCAUGAUGUUUGAACUGGCCUAUUUCGUGGACGCGCUCCUGAUCGUGUGUCUGCCCUGUCCUCCAGACUGGAAGCUCUUUGUGUUGUGGGGAAAGCUGGCCGCCAUUGGAGGAUUCCAUAAAUUUCUCUAUUAUUCCAUCAUGUCGGUGGUCUGCUUCCUGCACCCUGUGUUGGUAUGGCAUGCAAUAAUCCCAGGGAUAAUGCUGCUGGUGACGGCUGUUUUUAAUUUCAUACUGAGCAAGAAAAAAAAGGCAAAGUGUCCAAGAGGAGCAGCGGAGAACUACAGCGACCAACGCCUCACCACCGUCUGUGCGACAGAGAGAACGGCCUCGGGGAGCGCGCUGUCGUUCGUCCACGUGAUGACGGGCCGGAGAGGAGGGGUGAUCGCCCCACCGACCCCAGACCUCUGCAUCGGCCUCGGAGACAGGAGCGAGAGCGUCCAGGCCAUGCUGGACCCGGAGCAGGUGGAAGCAGCCAAAGAGGCGGGCAGGCAGAGGACGGCCAGGAGAGAAAGGCGGCUGAUCUGGUUCAGACGUGGAGAGAAGCCUGUGGAGAGAGAGCUGGAGGAGCUGGACGCCUACUGUGACCAGGACGCAGACGCCACCUCAGACACUGUGCCUAUGAUUACAGACUGAACAGAAUGCACUGACUAGAGUCAUGCAAUGAAAGGCACAAGCAAUGUAUUCACAGCCGAAACAUAGCAUUAUUUACAGUGUAGAAUUAUAAUGUUCUUGAUAUUUUAUGUAAUUACAAAACUACAAGAUAAACACUCCUGGAUUUUUUGUUAAACGUUCCACUGAUUUAUAUAUUUUUACUUAAAUAAUAUAUUAAUUUUGAAAAUAUCUUAUAAUGUGUAAAUUCAUUCUAUUAAAUAAAUUAAAACAUUUUACUUAAAUGUG